Lottia gigantea (owl limpet) is the source of this 1483-nucleotide messenger RNA. RefSeq lists its product as hypothetical. The record is from RefSeq and is a predicted model, not a curated record. The coding region runs from base 119 to 964 and encodes 281 amino acids. Gene Ontology annotation, molecular function: purine-nucleoside phosphorylase activity. Gene Ontology annotation, cellular component: cytoplasm. The transcript is spliced from 6 exons. Gene Ontology annotation, biological process: nucleoside metabolic process. NCBI's taxonomy places the organism in Eukaryota, Metazoa, Mollusca, Gastropoda, Lottiidae.
AGCGUUCGGUUGGUCGGCUGCUUUUAUCCUCCGGUAUUUUUUCACCAUUUGCUGAUUUGAAUAUUAUAUAUUCUGUAGAUCCUGUUCUGUUGAUUUAAAGAUUCAGUGGAUAAUCAUCAUGGCGAGCUAUGAAGAAGUUGAACAAGUGACGAAGUUCCUCCAAUCUAAAAUAAAAACGCAGCCUAUCGUUGGUAUAGUUUGUGGAUCUGGUUUAGGGAAAUUAGCCGAGGAGGUUCAAGAUCCAACCAUCAUUCCCUACACUGACAUUCCUGGCUUCCCCGUCAGUACAGUGCCGGGUCACGAGGGUAAACUAGUGUUUGGUAAAUUGGGAGGUAAGGAAGUUGUUUUGAUGCAGGGAAGAUCACAUUGUUAUGAAGGGUACCCCCCACAGAAGAUUGCAUUGCCUAUCCGAUGUAUGAAAUUACUGGGUGUUAGAACGCUGCUUGUAACGAACGCUGCUGGUGGUAUUAACAGGAAAUAUAAAGUUGGUGAUGUCAUGAUAAUAAAAGAUCAUAUUAAUCUAGCUGGGUUCGCUGGAGUUAAUCCCCUUGUUGGCCCUAAUGAUGAAAGAUUUGGUCCAAGAUUCCCUGCAAUGUCUGGUUCAUAUGAUAAAAAGUAUCGGGAUCUUGCAAGGAGUGUGGCUAAAAAUAUGAAUAUGGAGAGUUAUCUACAAGAAGGGGUGUACAGUAUGAUGGUCGGACCAGCAUUCGAAACUGUAACAGAAUGUAGAUUAUUAGAAAUAUUAGGAGUGGACGCUACUGGUAUGAGUACAGUACCCGAGGUGCUAGUGGCGAGACAUUGUGGAAUGAAAAUAUUCGGGAUGUCGUUGAUCACUAACGAAUGUAUUAUGGAAUAUGAUUCCACAGCCUUCGCCAACCAUGAGGAAGUUUUACAGACCGGUAAACAAAGAAGCGAAGAUUUGAAAAAGUUUUUUUCUAAAUUUGUUGAACAAAUUGAAGUUUAGGUUAAAUUAAUGUAGAAAGCCAAUAUACAUAGAUAUGAUAUUUUCUAUGUAAAUUGCUACUAAACCACGUCAGACUUUGAUGCUUUCUUUCGGUGGUAUUUAUUUUCUAUAUAUUUGUUAUCUAGUUAUUCUUAGAAUAAAAACUGGAAGUAAAAGAGAUAAUGACAUUGUGUGAAAGGUAAUCUUAAUUUUAAAUCCAGAAACCUUGUACUCUAUUUUAAAUGACUGGAAAGACAAUUUUCUAAUUUUGUAUGUAGACCAGGGACACUGAUAGCAUCAAUUUGCACCAUUCCAAUGUAACAAGCAGGAUUUGUAGGUAGUAACAUUAAACAAUUAGUUUUAGUGAAUCGCAGGACGUUAACUUGUCAUCUACCAACAACUUACCUUAUCUGUGAUAUCAGUUAACUGCAAGUUGUUUAUUAAAAUUCUACUUUAGAUAAUUUAAUUAUGAAUCUUAUGAAGUUAUACUUAUAAUAAAUACCUCUAAUUUUAUGUUUUUAAUAAAAGUUUAACUUAUGA